UCCUCUCCCCAUUCAUUUUUGGUCAUCUUCCUCGCAGGUUUUUGUUUUUCGGAGGCGUUGUGGUUGUGGUUGCGGUUGCAGCAUAAACCCUAGCUCUUCCAAUCCAGCGCUUCCGGGCUUCUUGGAUUCUUUGGAGGGCGUUUUCUUCAUGAUGGAGGCCGUGGCUGCUAUGGCGGUCUCAUCUCUGGUCUUCAUUGCCCCUACGUCGUCGUCGUGUGGUUGCUCUGGGAUCCAAUACAGGGCUUUGAAUCUUGCGCACACUGCUCGGGGGCGGGGAUUAGAGUCGUCAUCGUCGCUGUAUUUUUUCGGAGGGAAGUUGCAGACGUGGAAAUUUGUUGAAAAUGCAGCUAAGUGGAGGAAUGCGGCGGGGUCGCUGCGGGUGCGCUGUGACGCGGGCGUGGCGCUGGUGGAGCAGCGAGUAGAGGAGGAACAGAAGCAGCGGUUGAGCUCCGAUUUUACCACGGUUAUGAAGUUUGGGGGUUCGUCUGUCGCCUCCGCACACCGAAUGAGAGAAGUGGCGCAACUGAUUUUGAGUUUUCCGGAUGAGAGGCCUGUCAUUGUGUUAUCUGCUAUGGGAAAGACGACAAACAACCUUCUGAAGGCAGGAGAAAAAGCCGUGUCAUGUGGUGUCGAGGAGUCCGGCAAUAUUGAGGAGCUCCAAGUUAUCAGAGACCUGCAUAAGACGACAGCACGUGAACUCAAAGUGGAUGAAUCUUUGGUCACAGAGCUUUUUGAAGAGUUGGAACAGCUGGUAAUGGGGAUUGCUCUUAUGAAGGAGCUGACGCUGCGCACCAAGGAUUACCUGGUUUCCUUUGGAGAGCGCCUCUCAACCCGGCUAUUCACGGCCUAUUUGAAUAGCAUCGGGACAUACGCUCGACAGUAUGACGCUUUUGACCUCGGAAUCAUUACAACCGAUGAGUUCACGAAUGCUGAAAUCCUGGAGGUCACAUACCCGACAGUAAGAGAGAGGCUUCUUAAAGAUCUUAAAGCCGACGCUGAUAGGGGUACACCCAUAUGCGUUGUGACAGGCUUCCUUGGUAAGGGGGUUGAGACUGGUUGUGUAACAACCUUAGGACGAGGAGGGAGCGACUUGACGGCCACAGCCCUCGGUAAAGCGCUAGGUCUCCGGGAAAUUCAGGUGUGGAAAGACGUUGAUGGUGUCCUGACAUGUGAUCCCCGUGUAUACUCCAAUGCAUUACCAGUUCCAUUCCUGACCUUUGAUGAGGCAUCUGAGCUGGCUUAUUUCGGAGCCCAGGUUUUACAUCCUCAGUCAAUGAGACCAGCCCGCGAUGCAAACAUACCUGUUCGUGUCAAGAAUUCUUAUAACCCACAGGCACCUGGUACUCUCAUAACAGGGGAACGCGACAUGAGUGAGGCAGAGAUGACAAGCAUAGUGCUGAAAAAGGACGUGACAAUGUUGGAUAUUCAAAGCACACGUAUGCUUGGCCAAGUUGGAUUUCUUGCAAAGGUGUUCACUACGUUUGAACAUUUAGGCAUUUCAGUAGAUGUGGUGGCUACCAGCGAAGUUAGCAUAUCAUUGACGUUGGACCCUUCAAAACUUUGGGAGCGUGAACUCAUUGAACAGCAGGAAUUGGACAAAAUGAAGUCAGAAUUGUCAAAAAUCGCCAACGUACAACUUUUAAAGAAGAAGUCUAUAAUUUCUCUCAUUAGCAAUGUGAAGCAGUCAUCAGCUGUUCUUGAAAAAGUCUUUAGGGUCUUCAAGAAGAACGACAUCAACGUACAAAUGAUCUCACAAGGUGCUUCCAAGGUAAACAUAUCAAUGGUGGUGGAUGAUGAUGAUGCUCCCAAGUGUGUGCAAGAGCUGCACAAAGUAUUUUGGCCUGAUGCUGACGAGGCGACGGAAAGAAAUGGUCAUGUCUAAGAACAAGACGUUCCGUUAGUUUUUAACAUCCCUGACUUGGGAAGUCGAUACUUUUAAGUCCUCCUCAGAGACAUUUUUGUAGAUGUUAAUCAAUCCAUGGUUACGCAUUGUUUAAGUUCUGGCUGUAGAGAGGGCUUCCUGUAUUCAGUUCAGGCAGGCUCUGAUUAUUAGCAAACCAUUCAAGUGCUGAUGUAAUGCUGCAAAGGCGCACUAUUCUCUUUAAAUUGCUGCAGUCAAUAUUGCAGCCGCAGUGAUUAUUGUAUGCCACACUGGUUCAGUCAACCAGUGGAUUAGUUUAUUCCAUCUAAGUGGUUGCGUAAGGUAUUACGCCAGUUUUCAAGUGGCGAACAGGAAGCUGCACGCCCUUACUCUGAUGAAAGUAGCCCAGAGUCGUUGAGGUGUCUUUGGCUCAUGGUGCUUCCAUCUU
This is a messenger RNA of Physcomitrium patens, 2309 nucleotides long. RefSeq names its product aspartokinase 2, chloroplastic. Gene Ontology annotation, biological process: L-homoserine biosynthetic process. The record is from RefSeq and is a predicted model, not a curated record. Gene Ontology annotation, cellular component: chloroplast stroma; cytosol. Lineage: Eukaryota; Viridiplantae; Streptophyta; Bryopsida; Funariales; Funariaceae. Gene Ontology annotation, molecular function: aspartate kinase activity.